Molecule: messenger RNA, 351 nt
Organism: Rotaria sp. Silwood1
Lineage: Eukaryota; Metazoa; Rotifera; Eurotatoria; Philodinida; Philodinidae
Source: the annotation of a GenBank genome assembly
AUGAAAUAUAAACUGGGAUGGACACUUGCAUUAUUGUUUCUACUUGCACAUAUUCAAAAUUUUACUUAUGCUUUUGAUUGUUAUUUUUGUGCAAAUUGUUUAAAUACUCAACGUGGUAUCCGUAUUUCAGCUCGUCCAGAAGAUUGGUGCUAUAAAAUUGUAUGGCCAUCAGGUCGAGGAAAUCAACAAAUGGUAUCACGUGGUGCAUCAUCUGAUUGUCGACAAAAUAGUUAUAAUGAUCCAAGUAUGGCCAUUCCAGGAGUCUUUUCAAGCACAGCUCGAUAUUGUUGUCGAAGUCAUCUCUGUAAUUCAGCACCUACACAUGUUCACUUAGUUGACAAUAUUGAUUAA